AUGGCCAACCCCAACCGACCCCCCCUCGACGAAAUCGUCCAUCAACGCCCGGACAUAAUCCAGUACCACCUCUCCCAGGUCCCCGGCGUCGGCCCCAUGGACGAGAACAUGAUCCACACCUACAUCUCCGAGUCCCCCUUUUUCGACCACGCGACCAACAACGGCCUCGCCUUCCUCCAAGCCAAGUCAAAUCAGCAGUUGUUCGAGACGACGUGGAAUCGCGCGGCGUUUGAGGAGUACUUGCGGAAGCAGCGGGGGGUGGAGUUUCUGAUUACUGGGGAUCCGGUGCCGGUGCAGCAGGGGCAGAGGCAGGAGGGCGUGGGGGGUUGGGCGGGGACGGGGAAGACGGGCGUGUAUAAUAUUAAAAAGCAGGAGCGGAAUUAUGUGCAGGGGAGAGGCGAGGAGUUGACGACGCUGGGGAGUUACUACUUGGUCGGGGAGAACAUGUAUCAAGCCCCCGGCGUCGGUGACAUCGUCUCCAACCGCCUCAUCGCCGCGACGAACCACCUCUCCUCUUUCCUCGAAACGGCUUCGAACCUCCCAGCCUUCGACCCGAGUACAGGCUACACCUACCCCCCUCACACCACCACCGUUUCGAAAUCCGCCUCUGCCUCCGGCACAGACACCCCCGCGCGCUCCCGCAGCACCUCCCUCGUCCCUGGCGCCACAGACUCGCAAUCUCUUCGUUCCGGCUCCCUCGCUCCAGACGCCUCGAGUACGACUCAAGCUUCAGGCACCAGCGCUGUCGACCGCGCAGCAACGCGCUUACUCACGCAGUCGCUGCAGCUAAGCAUGGAAUUCGGCAGCGAGUACAGCGACGAGAACCCCCUCCACGGCACGCCGGGUAACUUCAGCUUCACGCACUCCGCUGCCGCUGUUAAGAAGAAACGCGCAGAAGAAGCGGCUGCUGAAGCCGCGGCGUUGGCUGCUAAAGAAGCUAAGGCUGGUGCCGCGGCAGCGACGACGACGAAUGGAGAGGUGGCAGGCCCAUUCGGAAGGAAAGUCGCGUCCCCACCCGCGGUGAUGACGGAAGCGAAGAGUGGCGUUGCGGGGUUGAAGGAGCGGGAGAAGGAGAGGAGGGGGAGUAAGAUGGAUGGAUCGAAGGUGAGGCGGAAGAAGAGUAAGGGCGUUAAUGCUGCUGUUACGCCUGGUGGGGCGGGGGCAAGUGGCGGUAGUUAA
Saxophila tyrrhenica is the source of this 1179-nucleotide messenger RNA. RefSeq names its product Mediator of RNA polymerase II transcription subunit 6 (gene MED6). The transcript has a single exon. Gene Ontology annotation, biological process: regulation of transcription by RNA polymerase II. The record is from RefSeq and is a predicted model, not a curated record. NCBI's taxonomy places the organism in Eukaryota, Fungi, Ascomycota, Dothideomycetes, Mycosphaerellales, Extremaceae. Gene Ontology annotation, molecular function: transcription coactivator activity. Bases 1 to 1179 code for a protein of 392 amino acids. Gene Ontology annotation, cellular component: core mediator complex; mediator complex.